GGUAAGCGGUCGGGCAGAGAAAAUGAAGUUAUAAGACGUAAAGGAAGCGUUGUGGUUGUGUUUGCUGUAGACUCAGGAGUCACGUAGAGCAGCCAGGAGAUUGUCGUCCAACAUAUGUGACUAUCAUGGAUUGAUUGCAUCUGCGUCUUGACUCCCAACAUCAAAUCCUUGUAUCCAGUGGAAGUGACGCUUCAUGGGUCAAGCAGCCUGCUGAUGGAAAGAAGUGCUAAGCUUUAGGUGACUGCAUGGAAAGAGCUGUAAGAAGAUGGAGGACGUGGAAACGUACGGAGAGCAGCGUCAGUUUGAUUGACGACACCGCAGUGGAGUAAUCUUUCUGUUCGGGGACAUCUGGAGAAUCUUUGUUUGCCGAGGAUCCAAUCUUGAGUUCCUGUUGACCUUUCUUCACGUCUCUCCUUUAGAGCGAGCAGGUGUUAAACGCCGGCUCCCCCCCCCUCCUCCUCCUCGACCGUACACGGAGACACACAAGCUCCUCUCUUCCUGAGAGGUUGCUAUGGCAAUGGUUGUCAUGAUGCCUGAUGUAGCGUCCUGAAGGUAGUAGUUGUGGAGGUAGUGGUGGAGCUGGAGGAGGUGGCGGCGGAGGUGAACGUCCAGGGAUGGGAAGUGCUCCGUAUCCAGCUGGAGAGUGGAAGGGGAAGGGGCGAGGCGGCCUGCAAGAGCUGGGCUGCAUGCGCUGGAAGGUCAGCAAGCAGAAAGGUGGAGGAGGAGGAGAGGUGGUGGCGGUGGGAGCAGAGGAGAGGCGGUGCAGGGAUCCCACAGACUCUCAGCAGCAGCAGGAUCUCUCAUCCUCCUCUUCCUCACUCACCGCCCCCAUGCCUCCUCAACCCUCUCUGACACCUCUGGCCAUUUAUCACGAGAAGCAGCGGAGGGAGCUGUGCGCCCUGCACGCGCUCAAUAACGUCUUCCAGGACGGGACGGCCUUCAGCAGGGACACCUUGCAGGAGAUCUACCAGAGGCUCUCUCCCAGCACUCUGGUGACACCUCACAAGAAGAGCAUGCUGGGAAAUGGGAACUACGACGUAAACGUCAUUAUGGCAGCGCUGCAGACCCGAGGUUUUGAGGCCGUUUGGUGGGAUAAGAGAAGGGAUGUAGGCAGCAUCGAGUUGUCCAACGUGACGGGAUUCAUUCUGAACGUGCCGUCCAACCUGCGCUGGGGGCCUCUCCGGCUGCCGCUCAAACGGCAGCACUGGAUAGGAGUCCGAGAGGUGGGGGGGGUCUACUACAACCUGGACUCCAAGCUGCGCUGCCCGCAACACAUCGGCAACCCGGAUGAGCUCAGGAAGUUUCUCCGCCAGCAGCUGCGAGGGAAGAACUGCGAGCUCCUGUUGGUCGUCUCCGAGGAAGUGGAGGCACACCAAACAUGGCGGAGUGACGGCUAAAGGUCGAACCAGCCGAUCGCAGCUCCAGCCGGUCCAACGGGCCAAUCGCAGAACAAACGGGACAGGAAGUAAAGUCGUGCACGGUCAAUCACGUGGAAGCACACUCGCAGAUGUAUUUCCCCCUUUCUUUGGGUUUUGUUUACACGGCCAUUGCUGGACUCUUUAUCUGGAUGCAAAGCAAUGAAGGAAGCAAACACUUUACAGGGAGAAUCAAAGAAUCACAACACAGUUAUUACUAUUCUGUUUCUGCUAUUCUUGUGUUUUUAUAUAUAUAUAUGGACUAUCUUUCUUUUUACUGGUCAAGUUUCCAAAUUCAUGGGAGUUCAGGCUUUAUGGAAGAUGCAGUUCUUCUGCCGUCUCCCUCGGCGAUCCUCCCUGCUUCGAUCAUGAUGUUCACUGACGUGUCUUCGUGUUUCUGUCCGUGUCCCCCGUCCUUCACUUUCACCAAAGCGUGCCCUUUGUUGCCUCAGUGUGACUCCAUCUCACUCCUCCUCUCGACCCCUUUUGUUCCCAUCAUAUCACCGUUAGAAAUGAGUGAUUUAUCACGUUGCCAAAUUUGUAUUUCAUCCACUUCCGGCACAGUCUGAGCCUGCACUGUACCGAGGACAGUUUUAUAUGCAACAAAGCAAUGCAACAGUCAGGCCAAGCACUCCCUCUGCUGGAUGUGUGCCUCCGUUUCCUUUCAAGGAAGAAGUAACGGCAUCGUUCAUCCAGCUUCUUGUGAUUGUUCUCAUUCAAACGGUUAUUUUACAAUAGUGAGAAGUGCAGGAAAUAACGAUACUAACGAUUAUUCCCUCUAAUUAGAGUUCUUCUGUGUCAUGAUGUAAUGUAUAUCAGCUGAUUACAGAAGUGUUGCGCAGUUACAGGCAGCAUGACGGUUCAUUUCUGACAACAAGCAGCUGAAUCUCAACUCGAGGUCUCUUUAAAAGCUUGUUCUUGAGCUUUCGACCUCAUCACAUGUUCUUCAUCAGCAGCCAUGGACAUGUAGAUGUUCAAACUUCCCUGUUGCACCAAAUCAUUCAGUGUUUGUUGCUUCUUGGUUUUCACUUAGUGAUGACAAAACAGAUUUCUCACGGAAUUGUUCAAACAUAUCAAAGUAAGCAGAAGUGCAUCACGAAGAAGCAACACGAUUAAAUUAAGAAUAUUAUUUAAGAAGAAUAAAUGAAUACAAACGGUUAAUUCAUUGGAAACAAUUUCUAACAAUAGUUUUAAAUCAUUUUCAAAAAAUAUUCUGGUUUAUUUUUCUGUUACAAAAUAAAACAACAUUUGAAGAUCUCAGGGAAGUGACGGACAUUUAUCACAAUUGUCUGACAUUUUAUUGAAUUGGCAGAAUAAUCGAUAAAGUAAACUGAAUCUGCAGAGGAGGACUGUAUGAUGAAGUCAAAAGCUCCUGGAAAAGUAAGAGAAUCAAGUUAAAGAGUAUUUGUUAUUGUCAUUGAUUAUAAAGAAAUGUUUUAUUUGUGCAUAUCGCUCACUCUUGCUCAAAGAGCCACGAUCACUUCUUGCACCGCACCGACGAUACUUAUUGUUUUAUUUGACUUUCCUUCGGUCGACACCACAGCAGCUCUCUGUAGCACCGGAGCUGAUGCAGACCCGACUCUUAAGCGUCUAACAAACCGCUCUGAGGACGCCACAGAUCGUCCCACUAAGUCAUGAACGGUCAGCGGGAGUCUCGAACGUGUGAGGGUGAAGUUGUCAGUUUGAGAAGGAGAUCGAGCGCCGUGUGCCUAGGGAGAGAGAAAUGUAGAAAAAGAAAAGUUUAUAGUCUGGCUAAGUGAGCACAUGUGCAGCCAGACGUGUGUCAUUGUGUAAAAUGAGCCUUACGAGAGAUUCCUCUGUUUGUAGCUUUCAAAUCUAUCCGCUUAGGAGAAACUGCUGAUGCUAAAGGUAUCGUCUCCUAACGACCAAUAUGGGCCUUAACUUGUUUACAUUUCAAACUAUUUGUUGCUCUGAAAGAUUAAGACUGACUGUGCAGUUUGAUGCCACGUCAGGAGAUUUAUUCCAAAGCACCAAUUUAUCGUUAAAAUAGAGAAACCGCUCAUCAAAUAUAAUGUUCUCACAUCUGCAGCCAAGGGCUUUGUGUUAUUUACAAGUGUUGGAAGUAGUAUGACAGGAUCACGUCUUACUUUGACACUCUUCAGUUCAAGCCCAGUCUGGACCUUUUUAAAGUCGUCUUAUAUCCAAGUGAGAGACGACCCAAUCACAUCAUGUCACACGAUCGCAUUCAACAUGUGCUUUUCUUUUUUGCCAUGACAAUCCUUUCAGCCCUUCCUACUUAAGGAAUCCUGAUUGUCACUGUAUUUUUUUAAUUUUAUUAUUUUUUGCAUAGAAAUAAAAUGCUUAUAAUGGCACUUUAUGUAUAA
Molecule: messenger RNA, 3760 nt
Organism: Cottoperca gobio
Lineage: Eukaryota; Metazoa; Chordata; Actinopteri; Perciformes; Bovichtidae
Gene: josd1
Product: Josephin domain containing 1
Biological process (GO): protein deubiquitination
Molecular function (GO): cysteine-type deubiquitinase activity
Source: RefSeq, a predicted model, not a curated record